Acomys russatus (golden spiny mouse) is the source of this 1656-nucleotide messenger RNA. RefSeq names its product probable tubulin polyglutamylase TTLL2. The record is from RefSeq and is a predicted model, not a curated record. Lineage: Eukaryota; Metazoa; Chordata; Mammalia; Rodentia; Muridae. Gene Ontology annotation, molecular function: tubulin binding; tubulin-glutamic acid ligase activity. Gene Ontology annotation, biological process: protein polyglutamylation; microtubule cytoskeleton organization. Gene Ontology annotation, cellular component: cilium. The transcript has 2 exons. Bases 1 to 1656 code for a protein of 551 amino acids.
AUGACUGCAAACAUUUUUACCCUGUCCAUAAAGGGGCAUAAUAUAAAGAAAACAAAGCCUUUGAGGAUGAAAGAGGAAGCCCCGGGGACCGCCUUGAAGCCGCUGGUGUUCCGGGUGGAUGAGAGCACACCCCGGGUUGUACAGAGUGUCCUCCUUGAGCGUGGGUGGGACAAGUUUGACGAGCAGCGUCAGGAUGUGGAGGACUGGAACCUCUACUGGAGGUCGUCCUCCUUCCGCAUGGCGGAGCACGUCAAUGUCAAGCCCUGGCAGAGGCUCAACCAUCACCCAGGGACAACCACCCUCACCAGAAAGGACUGCCUGGCCAAGCACCUGGCGCACAUGAGGAGGCUCUACGGCGAGGCCCUCUACGAGUUCACACCCCUGACGUUCAUCAUGCCCAACGACUACACCAAGUUUGUAGCCGAGUACUUCAAGGAGAAGCAGGUUCUGGGCACCAAGCCAAGCUACUGGAUCUGCAAGCCGGCAGAGCUGUCUCGAGGGAGGGGGAUAGUCAUUUUCAGCGACAUUCGAGAUCUCAUCUUCAAGGGCACGUCAUACGUGGUGCAGAAAUACAUCUGCAACCCUUUCCUCGUGGGCAGGUACAAGUGUGACCUCCGCAUCUAUGUCUGCGUCACCGGCUUCAGGCCUUUGACCAUUUACAUGUACCAGGAAGGGUUAGUGCGGUUCGCCACCGAGAAGUUCGACCUCAGUAACUUGCAGGACUAUUACGCCCACCUGACCAACAGCAGCAUCAACAAGUCUGGGGUCUCAUACCAGAAGAUCAAGGAGGUGGUGGGCCAGGGCUGCAAGUGGACCCUCAGCAGGUUCUUCUCGUACCUUCGGAACUGGGAUGUGGACGACCUGUUACUGAGGCAGAAGAUCAACCGCAUGGUGAUCCUCACGGUCCUGGCUGUGGCUCCGUCAGUGCCCGUCGCCAGCAACUGCUUCGAACUUUUUGGAUUUGACAUCCUUAUUGACGAGAACCUGAAGCCGUGGCUUCUAGAAGUCAACUACAGCCCUGCUUUGACCUUGGACUGUUCCACAGAUGUCUCUGUGAAGAGGAACCUUGUCCAUGACAUUAUUGAGCUGAUUUACUUAAAUGGCCUGAGGAGCGAGGAGGAAAAGUGCAGCGUGGCUUCUUUAGGGAGCGCCAAGGUCUCCCUGGGGGGCUGUCAGCGCGAGCUCCGCACAGCCCCUAACUCCCCUCCCUACAUUUCUCUCAUACACUCCCCUCCCUACAUGUCUCUCAUACAGUUUGCAAGCAGGAGAAGCAGUAAAAGCAGCCCAGCUGUCCAGAGAGCACACGUGCGUGUGUGGCCCAAGCACACACGGACCUCCAAGCUCAGAGAGAUGAUGAACAGGCAGGACUUGCUUCUGACGAGAGAGGCAGCCAAGAGCAAGCCGAAGCUCAAGGCUUGGCGGACGCCUCACAAGGUGUUAGCACAGUCAGAGCCCCACAAGACGAAGAGGCCUGGGCCCGCGGGCGUCCUCCCAGACGCGGGGCAUGCACCAAAUGACCACGCAGGCAAUUUUGUUCUCAUUUUUCCUUUCAAUGAGGCUACUUUCGGGGCCUCCAGGAACGGAUUAAAUGUCAAAAGAAUAAUUCAAGAGCUCCAGAAAUUAAUGAAUAAACAACUCUCAAGUGAUAAAAGCUAA